Manduca sexta (tobacco hornworm) is the source of this 4193-nucleotide messenger RNA. RefSeq lists its product as uncharacterized. The transcript has 4 exons. Bases 264 to 3485 code for a protein of 1073 amino acids. Lineage: Eukaryota; Metazoa; Arthropoda; Insecta; Lepidoptera; Sphingidae. The record is from RefSeq and is a predicted model, not a curated record.
GCGCUCAUUCGCUUUUUGCCCACCUUUCGACUCGCGCGCAGUCUCCAUUGUUCGCGAUCGCGGAUAGGCAUUUCUCUCACGUGGGAACCAUUGAGUUGGUGCUUUACCAACGACCUUCAUUCAUCCGCAGGAGGCAGUCGCACGGGAUGACUAGUGCGUAGUGCUGUUAUGAUAAGGAGUGCCGGCAUGUACGCGCCUGUUCCUGGUGAAAGUUGAGUGAUGAUCAAACAGACAUAGUGUUCGGGAUCUUCCUGUUAGAUAACAUGGCCGUGGCGUUGAUAAUCCCGUCGCUGCUGAUAGCUGCGCUUAAGAGCUGUCAAUGUGAUCACGCAAAUGGAUUUGGUAUUGGAGGGAACAACGCAGCAAGAUUUGGUGAACUUUUAAAACCACCGCCGGUACCGCUACCACAAAUCGUGCCCGUACCAUUCCACGGAGGAUCAAGUAGACCUCAACGUGAGAACUUGGACGUCGGUUACCACUACCCGCCACCUUCGCCGCCGUCCUCUCAGCCAAUAUUAGCUCAAAAUGACUUUAAAUUUCCUUCACCCUUUUACAAACAGUACAAUUUCAAUUUUGUCCCCCCUCCACAGCCAUUCACAACAACUCCAUCACCUUCCUUAUUCCAAAAGGUCUCAACGUGGUUGUUUCCUUCUCAACAAACCAGUUACGAUGCUGGGUUGAGUAACAAUAAUAAUUUAAGUCCAAUUAAGAAAGACUGCAACCCUUGUAAUUUAGUGCCAUGGAUACCGGUGAUUAAAUACAAUAGUUUAGGAAAUAAAAUUAUUCAGAAUCCUAUUUCGACAUAUGGUCCGCCAAGUCCUACUGCUUUCGCUGAUGUGCAAAGCGUGAUUCAGUACCAACCGCAACCUUUUCAAUCACAAGUAGAAGAAAGAUUACCACCACAUUUAACACCAGGUACACCUGCUGCUAAUUACGGUCCUCCGGCGCUUCCAGUGCAAACUCCAACUAUUAGUUCUAUUGGACCUAUAAGUUCCACUUAUGGACCUCCGAGUCCUACGCAUACUGUAGAACUGAAUACGCAACAUCCUCAUAGUUCAACGUUUUCAUUACCCAUUUCCACUUAUGGUUUACCAAGUCAUACAUAUAGUGUACCUAAUAGAUUUAUUAAUGCACCGAGCGUCUCAUAUUUACCAGGUCUUCCAAAUGGUGUGCCAGAUAGCAAUUUUAUAGCCAGUUCAACUUACAGGCCUCCAACACCGUAUGCUUCUCCCACACCAUCUUAUUUGAGACCUUCCCCAUCCUACGGAACUCCUUACUCAGUUAGUACAUACGAGCCUGUUACUCCACCAUACGAACCUAAAGUUCCAGAGAGAGAAAAACCAACGCAGAGUGAUGUGGAAAUAAUCAGAGAUAACAUAGAACCUUUUGAUGAUCUUCAGCUACCUAAAGUGAAUCCACCAACAAGAUUUAAAAACUCUUAUGGCGAACCUAUAAUUAAUACCAAUAUUUUUGAUAUUCCAUAUCCUGUAACAGCAAUGGCAGCUGAAUCAACGAAAAUUCGCACUGAAGUUUUACCAGAAACUACAUACAAAAGGCCUGCCACGCCAAACGUUUCGUUAGCAUUGUCUAAUCCAGCUCCAUUUACUUUAAACAGAGGUAGAAAUAUACACACGUUGCAACCAGUUGCGUUACCUAAUUUAAGCGUGUCACCACUACCACCUAUAUUUAAUGCACGACCUUUUAGACCAAUUACGCCAUUUCCAAGUAAUGUUGUUCAUGGCAUCAAUCACAUGCAACAUGUUUCGAACAACGUAAAUAUUGCACAAAGUGUACCACUGGUGGAAUUCACGCAUUCCGUUGAUUAUCCUGCUACUUAUGUUCAAGCACCAGUUAUAGAUAUAGAUAGUUCAAAGCCAGCUAACCAAAGUAAAUCAUACAGAAACAUACCAAAUAGUUAUGUAAUAGAUGAAGUGAGAGAUAUAUCUUCACAAGCUUCUGAGGAUCACGUUUCGGCCACAAAAACAGGUUCCGAUGUGAGCUUUGAAAGUACUGGUUCAGAUGUUGGUAACGAUAUUUAUGAUUCGAGUGUACCUACGGAUUUAAAAUUACUUAAGCAUAGGAAUCCACAAUCGAGUUUUACUGAUCUUAGAGGAGUUAAAGACGAAGACGUAGAUAAAUUCCGUACAGAAAGUAAUUUACAAAAUAUUGAUUCUCCACUUUUAUAUCUUAAGCCUAGUGCGCCCCAUAAAAGCCACGGAGACUUUUUAAUAGCCGUAUCUACGCCAAUAUCAAGCAGUGAGUAUGAGAUUUACGAUGAUAUUCCAACAACAGUAGCUCCAUUAUUACCAACCAUUAAAACUUGGCAUGAAAGUAAAUCAGACUACAGUGAUAAAUUAGCUCCAUCUGGUAUACAGAAGGAUGUAUAUAAACCUAAAAUUGUGCAAAUUAUUGUUCCGUAUACAACCGGCCAGAAAGAAGUAGCAACAAACGAACACUUUGCACAAGGAUGGACAGAUUUAUCAGAGGAAGAGCAUCAAGGACGAAAAGUUCCAUUAAAUACAGACAAACCCCACUUGGUCACUGAAAGUGACGAAGUUCUUACUACAACAACAGAAGCAAGUGCUGUAACUUUGACCGAAAAUUAUGACCCUGACCAGUCAAAACCUACAGUUACAUUUACCGAUUUCUAUGAUGUAAAAGAACCACCAUUCGAUAUUAUAAAACUGCAACACACAAUUGAUGACUGGACUGAACAAGAAUAUUCGAAAGAUUAUAAAACCCCUCAAAGAACGAGAAGCAGUGACAAAUACGCAAAGCAAAUUCCUGAUGAAUAUUUUACAACAACUGUUCCGACAAACUAUCCAACGGAUCCAGAAACCUUUAAUGAUGAACUUUAUGACCAUGAAAGUGCAAGUAGUAUACAGCAUUCCGUUACAGAAGAGACUAAUAGUACUUUUAAUAAGGCACAUAAAGAGUACAAUACAAUAGAAAGGAGUAAGGGUAGACAGGCCAAUGAUAAAAAUGAGAUUUUGCGUGAUGUGCAAAAACUUCAUAUUUAUACAGCAGCAUCAUCGUUUAGGACAACUAGUAGCAGUACUACUUCCACUACUACGACGACGACUACUACUCCUGCUCCGUGGGAUAAAAUACAAACGUCUAUAUCUCCUUUAACAAAAGAAAAAGUGUAUUUAGUGACAUCAAAGCCUUGGAGAGAAACGCGCCAUUCUUCAAACGAUUGGUACGCCGUGGAAUCACCAUUUGAAUCCAAGAAAACUAAAUCAGAUAGUGAUGAUAGUGAUUCGGACAAUCUUCCAUUUAAAUCACCCAGAUUUAUUAACCGACCAUCUUUCGGUUUUACAUCAGGAGGAAAGAUUGAAUCCGUGAGAUCAGAUGCUUUAUUUGGAUUUUCUAAAAGCUGGUAUCAAAGCAUAAAUGAUUUGGAGAAUCAAGCACAGAGCACUAUUACACCCUUCUUCGAGAGUUCGCCACAAAAAGACAGCACUAACUCGCAGGAAGUUCAAUAAUUGUUCUUACUAACUUUUGCACAAAUCCUGUCUUCUUCACAAAUUAUGAAUAGGAUUCGAUGGAUAUAAAGACUGCUGAAUGGUUGUGUGCCAUUGUGAAAGUGGAAGCUUCAGUGGCUUCAAUAAACAUAUUUCCAGGGACGAGAACCAAGUGUAAUGUUUGUGUAUAAAAUUUUAAAUGUUAUAUGAUUUAAACGUGAUGUACAAUUGAGACAUUAUCUAUAAGGUGGCUUAAAAUUAAUUUAUAGUGCGACGAGCAAAUUAAGAAGGGCACUAAAUGAUACGUGCUCUUUUUAAUUUGAUCAAAUUAUGUUGUGUAAAAAUAUAUAAGUAUUAAUUUAAGGUGUACCAAAGUGGGUUCGGAGAAUACAAUUUCCUGUUAUUCGGAAGAAUGCAAUAUAUCAAACAAUAUACCUAAGUAGAGUAAGUGUAUUACAUUUAUUAGCAAGUAGGUUUUUGAUUUCUUCAAUUUCAUACAUAAAGGAGGCUUAAAACUCUCGCGUGUAGUUCCUAUGGCAGUGUUACUUGUAAAAUAACACUUCGACUGAGAAUUCCCGAAUGAAAAUAUUUAAUUCAUAAAGCACUUGUGUCAUUUUGUUUUAUAUCACAACAAACAUUGUUGAAGUACACGCGAAAGUGUUAAUGAUCUAUGUUUUAUACAAAUUGUAAAUAUUGAUAACUUGUAAAUAAAGAGAUUUUACUAUAUAA